Messenger RNA from Wallemia mellicola CBS 633.66, 1224 nucleotides. RefSeq names its product Pkinase-domain-containing protein. The transcript has 4 exons. Gene Ontology annotation, biological process: protein phosphorylation; cell integrity MAPK cascade; regulation of fungal-type cell wall organization. The coding region runs from base 1 to 1224 and encodes 407 amino acids. The record is from RefSeq and is a predicted model, not a curated record. Gene Ontology annotation, molecular function: MAP kinase kinase activity; ATP binding. NCBI's taxonomy places the organism in Eukaryota, Fungi, Basidiomycota, Wallemiomycetes, Wallemiales, Wallemiaceae.
AUGGACAAUCAACAAAAGCCCAGCCUAUCACUCGCCAUACCCUCGGAUACAUCGUCAUCCUCAGCACCUUCUUCUUCAACAGUAGAUAAUGAUAGAACUGUCUAUGUAUCCGGUAGAACUCCGUCAGCACCACCACGUCCGCCAAAACCACAAGAUUUGGAUUUGUCGAAUAGUGAUAUCCAAGAGAGUGAUCUGAUCAUUAUAGACAAAUUGGGUGAAGGUGCAGGUGGAUCAGUAGUUAAAGUCAAGCAUAAAUCUUCUGGUUUGAUUAUGGCCAAGAAAUCAAUGUCGACUUCACCAGAUCCAGCUAUCCACAAACAAUUAUUACGUGAAUUACAAUUCCUUAAACAAUGUCAACAUGAAACUAUUAUAAAAUAUUACGGCGCAUUCCUCACAAAUGAGAAUACUGAAGUUGAUGUUUGCAUGGAGUACGCAGAAGGUGGUAGUCUUGAUAGGAUAUACAAGCAUAUCCGUCGGAGGCAAGGUAGAACUGGUGAGAAACCUCUAGGAAAUAUUGCUGGUAGUGUUCUCCGAGGAUUAGAAUACCUUCAUAGUAUGAAAAUUAUCCACAGAGAUAUAAAACCAUCUAAUAUAGUUAUAACGCGAAAUGGUCAAGUGAAACUCUGUGAUUUCGGUGUUAGUGGUGUCUUAGAAGGAAGCGUAGCAGAGACAUUCACUGGAACACAAUUUUAUAUGGCUCCUGAAAGAAUGGACGCUAAGGGUCAAGGUUAUAGAGUAAACUCCGACGUCUGGUCAUUGGGAUUAACUUUACUAGAAGUUGCUCUGAAUAGAUACCCAUAUCAAGAAGUCAAUGAAGAACCAGUUGGUCCAAUAGAAUUGAUUAACAUGAUAACACUAUCAAAACCACCUGAGUUAUCAGAUGAACCUGAAAUUGGACUUAAAUGGUCAUCCGGUAUAAAAGGAUUUAUAAAGAAGUGUCUUGAUAGGGAUCCAUCUACUAGGCCAUCACCAUCUGAGUUAUUACAAGACAACUGGGUGAAAAAGACUUGCUACAAAUUCCCAGCUGAUCGUCUAUCAGUAUGGCUUGCACAGGUUUGGGAAUGGGAGAUGCCAAGUAUACCAAGGCAAGCAAAGCCAAUCAAAAGAAGGCAACCAUUGCCCCACCAAAUACAACAGCCGGUAAGACAACAACAACCUCAUAAAGUACAAUCACAACAGCAACAACAACAACAACAAACAUUUUACAAUCUUAACUACAAUUAA